Messenger RNA from Nicotiana attenuata, 2491 nucleotides. Its product is annotated as probable GTP-binding protein OBGM, mitochondrial. The coding region runs from base 645 to 2261 and encodes 538 amino acids. The transcript has 7 exons. The record is from RefSeq and is a predicted model, not a curated record. Gene Ontology annotation, molecular function: GTP binding; GTPase activity; magnesium ion binding. Gene Ontology annotation, cellular component: mitochondrion. Lineage: Eukaryota; Viridiplantae; Streptophyta; Magnoliopsida; Solanales; Solanaceae.
CCCCUCUUUUUAAGCCCCUGAUUUACUUUCCCUCACCACAACACACAACACACAACACACAAACUCACUUCACAAGUCAACAACCACGCAAGAAAAGGGACACAAAAACGCUGUUGCUGCGCAACCUGCCAGCGCCGAAAAAAAUUUCUUUCUUCUCCAACCAUCAUUCUCAUGAGAUCAGCUCUAAAAAUGUCUAUUGGUGCACUUAGCCCCAAAGUUUAGAGACCUGGUAGGGCUAAGAUUUGACAGAAGCGAGGAGCAUGUCUUUUGAACCGAAGCGAAGGAAAAUUGACGGUGAACCUCCACGCAGGGCUAUCAUUCCACCACCUAAGAGAAAAGCAACAACCUCUAGCCAUAAACCAGUAGUGGUGAUUGCAGAACAAACAAGCAGCUUCACUAAUCUCAGUCUACAACAGGCUAAGAAUUCAGCACUAGCUCAAGCACAACAAGACGGCUGCACUGGCAAUUUUAGGAUCUUUGAUUCUCCUUUUGGGAAUUUUCUUGUACCUGUAGUUCCAACUCGUGCUGAACUGGGUGGAUGAUCCAUGCUUUUAAGUGAAGGUGAUGAAAUCACAGAACGAGAACUGGCCUUUUAAUAGCGUGGAACCUCGGAAACUUGGACGAUUGCAGAGUAAAACAGGGAUAUGUCAUUAAGCCAGAAGGUCCUCUACUUAAAGACUUUGCAAAGAUGCUUGCGGUCUCCAUGGUUAACCCAAACUUAUUCUUUCUCAGACAUUGUUCACAAGAAAACAAAGCUUGCUCCUCUACAGGAAAGGAGAAUGAUAGAUCGCUUUCGCAUAUGGGCCAAAGGAGGUGAUGGUGGCAGCGGUUGUACCAGUAUUCGUCGUAGUCGACAUGAUCGCCGUGGCACACCUGACGGUGGGAAUGGUGGAAGGGGUGGUGACGUGAUAUUAGAAUGUUCCCCUGCAGUCUGGGAUUUGAGUAGUCUGCAGCAUCACAUUAAUGCAAAGAGAGGCGGAAAUGGGUCUUCCAAAAAUAUGAUAGGAAGCAGAGGAGCUGACAAGGUGAUCCAAGUUCCUGUAGGUACUGUUAUUCACCUAGUAGAGGGUGAACUUCCAUCUGCAGUUGAGAAGAGUUCAAGUUCUGAGUUGGACCCUUGGGAGCUUCCAGGUACAGUUGAUAUUGAUUCGUCGGAGUUUUCUACACAAUCAGUUUCGGCUUACCAAACAAGUUCAAAGGUUGAGAAGAGAGCCAAAUCAAGUGGACGUCGAGCUUCUGGUGGUGAAGAAUCCACUACAGCAAAGAGAAGAAAUCGUGCUUUGCCAAUCAAUUCUCGCACGAAACAUUCACUUUCUAGAGGCAAAUUCGAAAGUGAUGAUGAUGAUUUGAGCAAUUGGGAGGAAGAAAGCUGUGGACAAAUGGAAGACCAAGAUGGUGAUGAUGCUAUGGGAACAGAAUGUGAAGAUGAGUUGGAAGAAACUGAACAUAUAGAAUAUGAUGUGGCAGAGUUAACAGAACAAGGCCAACGAAUAGUUGUUGCUCGUGGAGGGGAGGGUGGCUUAGGAAAUCUGUCUAAGGGGAAAGCAUCAAAGAUGAUGCAAAAGGGAGCCAGUUCUGAUGAUGAAAUAUCUGAUGAUUAUGAUCAUGCAUCACUAAGUGCUGGCUUGCCUGGCUCUGAGGCGGUCCUUGUGCUAGAACUAAAGAGCAUUGCUGACAUAGGUCUUAUUGGGAUGCCAAACGCCGGCAAAAGUACCCUCCUUGGAGCAUUAUCAAAGGCUAAACCUACUGUAGGUGAUUAUGCUUUCACAACGUUGAGGCCUAACUUAGGCAACUUAAAUUAUUACGAUUUUUCUUUAACUGUAGCUGACAUCCCAGGACUCAUAAGAGGAGCCCAUGAAAAUCGUGGGCUUGGGCAUGCUUUCCUUCGGCACAUAGAACGAACAAAAGUUCUAGCCUACGUGGUAGACUUGGCUGCAGCAUUGGGUGAUAACAAGGGAAUACCACCAUGGGAGCAGCUAAAUGACUUGGUUUUGGAACUCGAGUACUAUCGAGAGGGUUUGACAGAUCGACCAUCCUUAGUGGUGGCUAACAAAAUCGACGAAGAUGGGGCUGAAGAGGUCUAUAAAGAGCUAAAACACAGGGUGUCUGGUGUGCCCAUUUUCCCAGUUAGUGCAGUCCUAGAGGAAGGAGUACCAGAACUGAAAGAUGGUCUAAGGAUGCUUAUCAGCGGUGAACAAUCAAACAGACUACAACUAGAUGGUAUAGUUCUUCAUCAGGAUUCUGCUUUUGUGAGCAUCUAAUCUAUAUUAUUAGGAGAUAUCUGCUUCAGUAUACUUUCCCUUGAAAAUGUAAUACCUUUUUUUUACCACAAUACCAUGGCAAUUUUCUAAGGAGGAGGUAAUUUUCUUUUUGACUUUGGAAUUAUGUUGCGUACUUCUUGAUUAACACGUUAUGAAUAAACAAUUAUUAGAUUCAUUUUCAGAUUUCUCAAGGGAAUUGAAUCUAUCGAAAGACAGUUUCUUAUAUGUAA